CCCGUUCAAUUUCAAGUAUCGCCCGCAAUGCAGUAAUUGCAGAGAUCGACCAGCAGACGCGCGAAACGAUCUCUGGCAGCGUUCGUUGGAGGUCUUUAAUCCCCAGGAAGAGGAGGAAAGGGGAGGUUUCAAUCAAUGGCCAACCAGUUAGGGAGCUUGGUACAGUCGAUAAAGUCCAAAGUUCGAGCUCUGAAGAAGUCGAAGAAGCCUUACGUCAAGAUGGACAAAAGCUCCAGCGUGAAGGUCGAGAUCCGAAGUCGCAAGGCUCGGAAGCUCAUCGACCAGACCCUCAAAGUCGCCGAUCAUCCUGGAAAGAAGAGCGUUGCUUGACCCUUUCUCUCUCUCUCUCUCUCUCUCUCUCUCUCGUCGAUUGUGCUUUAGGAUUUUGUCUUUGUGCCUCCGAUUCUGUGUUUCACGGCGUCGAUUCCGCCGGAUCUCGGCCGCAUCUUUCGCCGUCGCUAGGGUUUCGAACCGCUUCGGAUUGCCUUGGGCUUGCAUAAAAUUAAGAAGGAAUUCAGGUUCCGUUAACUUAAAUUUCAUCUCAUGUCUAUUGAUUGUAUAUAUUAAUAACAUGUUUAGUGAUGAAGAACUUUAAUUCA
This is a messenger RNA of Malania oleifera, 599 nucleotides long. RefSeq lists its product as uncharacterized. Bases 136 to 330 code for a protein of 64 amino acids. The record is from RefSeq and is a predicted model, not a curated record. The transcript has a single exon. Lineage: Eukaryota; Viridiplantae; Streptophyta; Magnoliopsida; Santalales; Ximeniaceae.